GGACCACUCAAAACGCAGUUAAUCUCUUCCUUUUGCGGCUUUGCCGCCGACUUAAGAAAGAUUGAGAGGCCGGAGAAUCGAAAUUUUAACCCCCCCAAACCAUUUAAUGGUCCUCCCAAUCCCGACAAAAGCCCUACCAACGACUCGAUUCGAUUCGACUCGACAAAUUCACCCGCGUUCUUACGCCGGCGUUUCUUAAAUCCACGGUCUCUGAUGCUGUUGGAGGCAAGGGUUUGGUCGGAGCAUCCGUUACCGAGGUAAUUCUCACCUAUUGUCCUCUUAAUUGUUAGGGCUUUCAGUGAGGCGGAGUAAAUUUCGUGAUAUUCGCGUUACGUAGAUUGAAAAGCAUAGGGUUAGGGUAAAGGAAAAGCAUUUUAGCCAUGUCUGUCACGGCAGGGGUUAGUGAUACGGUGAUUGCGAUUAGGGAUAAGCUUAGGGGUAAGAUAGGGCAGACCAAAGUCAAGCGUUACUGGCCGGGAAAAGCCCCUGAAUGGGCUGAUGAUAACGAUGAGGAUGGAGAUAUUAGGAUGUCAAGGGCUGCUGCCCUUGACAAGGCCUUCCCUGCUCAGGAAGAAUCUUUUUUUGACCCUGUUAGAAAGGACGAUCCUAGGUUGCGUCGUUUGGCUGAGAGUAGGAUUGAUAAUCGCGAGGAAGUUAGGUCUGAUCACAGGCGUAUCCGCCAAGCCGAAAUUAUUUCCACCGAGGAGGAGGAGUCUAAGGGACUAGAUUCUAUGGAUGUAGAUGAAGAAGAUGAAGAUGCAUUGGAGGAGAGGCGAAGGAAAAUUAGGGAGAAGGUGCUUCAGAGGCAGCAAGAAGAAGCUGCACUCCUUCCAGUUGAGGAAGAAGAUGAAGAGGAACCUGAAAAGGAUGAGGAAUCAUCUGAGUAUGAGACUGAUUCUGAUGAAGAGCCAGGAAGCAUCGCUAUGAUCAAGCCCGUUUUUGUUCCAAAGUCUGAGCGAGAUACUAUCGCUGAGCGUGAAAGACUUGAGGAGGAAGAAAGGGCUCUUGAGGAGAUGGUCAAGAGGAAGUUAGAAGAGAGGAAGGUUGAGACAAAGAAACUUUUGGUUGAGAAAAUUCGUGAGGAGGAAGAGCGUCUGAAGAACAUGGAGUCUGAGGAUAAUGUUGCCGAUGUAGAUACUGAUGAUGAUAUCAAUGAGGCUGAAGAAUAUGAGACUUGGAAAGCUAGGGAGAUUGCAAGGAUCAAGAGGGAUAGGGAGGACAGGGAGACAUCAUUAAAGGAGAAAGAAGAGAUCGAGAAAGUUAGGAACAUGACAGAGGAGGAAAGGAGGGAAUGGGAGAGGAAGAAUCCGAAGCCUGCAGCCCCUGGAAAGUCAAAAUGGUCAUUCAUGCAGAAAUACUACCACAAAGGUGCUUUCUUCCAGGCUGAUGCUGAUGACCGUGCUGGAACUGCUGGUUCGGACAGUAUUUAUACUCGUGAUUUCUCUGCUCCAACUGGAGAGGAUAAGAUGGACAAGACUAUUCUGCCCAAGGUUAUGCAAGUUAAGCACUUUGGUCGGAGUGGAAGAACUAAAUGGACUCACCUUGUCAAUGAGGACACAACUGAUUGGAAUAAUCCGUGGACUUUUAGUGAUCCGCUCCGGCAGAAAUAUGAUGCAAAGAUGGCUGGAAUGAAACCUAUAGCAAAACCCAAGGGGAGUAAGAAGAUAAAGGAUUGGGAUACGCGGUGAAUAUUACAAGACAGCGCCUUCCAAUGGAGAUGCCUUUAUUUAUCAACUGUCUGAGGCCGCCAUAACAUUUAGCUGCAGUUUCUGAGUUGAUACUUUAUUGAAUGUCCCCAUUUUUUCUUUCUGGGUCGUUUGGCUUGUAAAGAUUUCAGGUUAUAUUAAAAUCAUCGAAUGGUUAUGUUACUCAUGUCAUUAUUAUUCUCGUUUCUUUAAAUGAAAUCAUAUCAUGAAUCAAGCGCAGUGGCUCCCAGAAGGCCUAGUUAGUGGA
Molecule: messenger RNA, 1953 nt
Organism: Oldenlandia corymbosa var. corymbosa
Lineage: Eukaryota; Viridiplantae; Streptophyta; Magnoliopsida; Gentianales; Rubiaceae
Source: the annotation of a GenBank genome assembly